AUGCGCUGUAAACUACUCGCAGACAUUCAGUCAAACAUCGAAAAUGCUGCGUCUGACUUCCUUCGUUCUCCUCUGCUUUGCAGUUACCUUGGGAUGGGCCACUCCUAUUGGUAAGGCCCUAGGAGAAAGAGAUCCGGAGUACAAUUUGGACCUGUUUGAAGGAGACAUCAUGGGUGUUGCCCCAGGGGAACAACCAAGGAGUGCCGUCGUUGAUCCCACUUUGCUCUGGCCUAAUGGCAUUGUUUAUUACACCGUAGAUGAGCCCGCAUUUACUGCGCAAGAGCUAGCCACCCUUAUGGAAGCCUUUGCCAUUUAUGAAGCAAAUUCUUGCAUCAGAUUUGUCCAGCGUACAACCGAAGAAUAUUAUGUCUCCGUUGAAAAGACUGGUGGCGGAUGCUACAGCUACAUUGGUAGACGGCCAAGAAUUUUGCAGCCACAGACUUUGUCUCUCGACGCAGGCUGCUUCCGUUGCACAGUCUCCGGAUGCAAACCAGGAACACCGCAACAUGAAUUUUUACACGCCCUUGGUUUCUAUCACGAGCAGAGCAGGACGGAUCGUGAUGAUUACGUUACUAUCAACUACGACAACAUUCAGCCUGGUUAUGAAAACAAUUUCCAAAGCUACGGCACAGACGUAAUCACAGAUCAAGGAUUUCCUUACGAUUACGGAUCUGUCAUGCACUACUCAGCGUACGCUUUUGCUGUUGAUCCUUCCAUUCCAACAAUUAUCGUACCCGACGGAGUUUCAAUUGGUCAGCGAGAUGGAUUUAGUGAACUUGAUUUGGCCGAGCUUAAUAAACUGUAUGGGUGUGCUGCCAAGAAAUAAGAAGUUACGAACAAGAGGAUCCUUCAUUUAGUUAAUGGAGAAGAACAAGAAAGACAAGGGUGAAGUUAGCUACUUAAUUUUUACAGCUUUUACCAAUUAAUGUUAUAUAAGUAGUUAAAUACAAAUUGGACAUAUUAA
Daphnia pulicaria is the source of this 964-nucleotide messenger RNA. Its product is annotated as hatching enzyme 1.2-like. Gene Ontology annotation, molecular function: zinc ion binding; metalloendopeptidase activity. The transcript is spliced from 9 exons. NCBI's taxonomy places the organism in Eukaryota, Metazoa, Arthropoda, Branchiopoda, Diplostraca, Daphniidae. The coding region runs from base 44 to 826 and encodes 260 amino acids. The record is from RefSeq and is a predicted model, not a curated record. Gene Ontology annotation, biological process: proteolysis.